AACGGCAAUAACGAGCAAAUGUCCUCCCCUUUCCUGUAUUCUCCUCCUCCAACUUCAAUCCCUUCCCUUCAAACCCACCAAUCCAUCCCCACAACAACCCACUCACUCACUCGGCAAUCAUGGACCCAAUCUCUCAGAGCCAAUACCCAGUCCAACCAAUUCCACCAAGCCAUUUUAACCUAUGUCAACAUGACUUCCUCCGGUAUCCUACCUGAUCACUUCGCUUUCCCCGCUAUCCUCAAGGCCGUUGCCGCUCUUCAACACUUGCCCUUGGCAAACCAGAUUCAUGCUCACGUUCUCAAAUAUGGCUAUGGAACCUCCUUCGUCCCCGUGGCCAAUUCUCUGCUCAAUGUCUACGGUAAAUGUGGGGACAUUUCCGAUGUCUACAAGGUGUUUGAAAGAAUUCCCCAAUCCCACAGAGAUACCGUUUCUUGGAACUCCUUCAUUUCUGCCUUGUGUCGGUUUGAGGACUGGGAGACCGCUUUAGAGGCCUUUAGGUUAAUGCUGCUGGAUGAUGUCGAGCCUAGUUCAUUUACGUUGGUGAGCAUUGCACAUGCUUGUUCGAAUUUGCCCAGGCAUCAUGGCUUACGUCUAGGAAAGCAGCUUCAUGGAUACAGCCUGAGAAUGGGAGAUAUCAAGACGUUUACUAAUAACGCAUUGAUGGCCAUGUACUCCAAGCUAGGACAUCUCAACGACGCCAAGGUGGUAUUUGAGUUGUUUGAGGAGCGCGAUUUAGUAUCAUGGAACACCAUGUUGAGCUCCUUGUCCCAAAAUGAUAUGUUUUUAGAAGCAUUACUCUUAUUACACCGCAUGGUUCUUCAAGGUCUCAAACCUGAUGGUGUCACAAUUGCAAGCGUGCUUCCUGCUUGCUCACACUUGGAGCUCUUAGAAGUUGGGAAACAGCUUCAUGCGUAUGCAUUGAGACAUGAUAUUCUGAUUGACAAUUCUUUUGUUGCUAGCGCUUUGGUUGAUAUGUAUUGCAAUUGCAGAAAGGUUCACAGUGGUCGCCGAGUUUUUGAUUAUGCCACAGAGAAAAAAACUGCUCUUUGGAAUGCUAUGAUCACUGGGUAUGCGCAAAAUGAAUUUGAUGAGGAAGCCUUGAUGCUUUUCAUUGAAAUGGAAGCAGCUGCUGGGCUCUGUCCCAAUGCCACUACAAUGGCCAGCAUUGUGCCUGCAUGCGUGCGCAGUGAAGCAUUUGUUCACAAACUAGGGAUUCAUGGAUACGUACUGAAGAGAGGUUUGGGGACAGACCACUAUGUGCAAAAUGCACUUAUGGAUUUGUAUUCUAGAAUGGGGAACAUACAAAUUGCCAAAACCAUAUUUGACAACAUGGACGUUAGAGAUAUUGUGUCUUGGAAUACAAUGAUAACUGGUUAUGUUAUUUGCGGGCAACAUAAUAAUGCACUUCUUCUGCUACAUGAAAUGCAAAGAGUUGAUCAAGAGAAGAAUGAAAGUUCUUAUGAGCAUGAGAAAAGAAUCCCCCUUAAACCUAAUUCUAUAACUCUCAUGACAGUCCUUCCAGGUUGUGCCACACUGGCUGCGUUGGCAAAGGGAAAAGAGAUCCAUGCAUAUGCCAUAAGAAACAUGUUAGCAUCAGAUGUUGGGGUUGGGAGUGCAUUGGUAGAUAUGUAUGCAAAAUGUGGCUGCCUGAACACAUCCAGAAAAGUGUUUGACACCAUUCCCUGUCGAAAUUUAAUUACCUGGAAUGUAAUUAUUAUGGCUUAUGGCAUGCAUGGCAAGGGAGCAGAAGCCUUGGAGUUAUUCAACUGUAUGGUCAAGGAAGUCAAGCCUAAUAAAGUUACUUUUAUUGCUAUAUUUGCCGCAUGCAGUCACUCGGGGAUGGUAAGAGAAGGCCAAAACUUGUUUUAUCGUAUGAAGGAUGAGUAUGGGGUCGAACCUACAGCAGAUCAUUAUGCUUGCAUUGUCGAUUUGCUUGGUCGAGCAGGUCAAGUUGAGGAAGCAUAUCAAUUGAUCAAUGACAUGCCCUUGGAAUUGGAUAAGACAGGUGCUUGGAGUAGUUUGCUUGGUUCUUGCAGGAUCCACCAAAAAGUUGAAAUCGGUGAAAUUGCAGCUAGGAAUCUCUUCCACCUAGAACCUGAUGUGGCAAGCCACUAUGUUUUACUAUCCAACAUAUACUCAUCAGCUCAACUAUGGGACAAGGCAACAGAUAUUCGGAAGAGGAUGAAAGAAAUGGGGGUAAAAAAAGAACCAGGGUGUAGCUGGAUUGAGUUCGAUGAUGAGGUUCAUAAGUUUAUAGCUGGGGAUGCAUCACACCCACAAAGCGGGCAACUAUAUGGAUUCCUUGAAAUACUGUCAGAAAAGAUGAGAAAGGAAGGGUAUGUGCCUGAUACUUCUUGUGUUCUACAUAAUGUUGAUGAGGAGGAGAAAGAAACUUUGCUUUGUGGGCAUAGUGAGAAACUAGCAAUAGUCUUUGGCAUUCUCAACAGCCCUCCUGGUACCACAAUUAGAGUUGCAAAGAACCUUAGAGUUUGUAAUGAUUGCCAUGAGGCUACUAAAUACAUCUCAAGGAUAACAGAUAGGGAAAUAAUCCUAAGAGAUGUGAGGAGGUUUCAUCAGUUCAGGGAUGGAAGGUGUUCCUGUGGAGAUUAUUGGUGAAAAUGUUCCCUGAAUCACUUUGCUCUCAAGAGUAAUAUUCCUCUGAGACUGUACACUAUCUAAAAAAAUACUUUUCCACAAUAUUUUCUGCAUUCUAAGGCUCUCAGCUCAUGUUUCUAAUAUGGAAAAAAUGGUUCAAUGAAAAAGCUAUGAGCUUUCAUUUAUGGAAUAAGAAGUACUAAGAACUCUCUCAACUGUCAACCUUAAACAAA
This is a messenger RNA of Gossypium raimondii (Peruvian cotton), 2828 nucleotides long. Its product is annotated as pentatricopeptide repeat-containing protein At3g57430, chloroplastic. The record is from RefSeq and is a predicted model, not a curated record. Bases 19 to 2616 code for a protein of 865 amino acids. Gene Ontology annotation, molecular function: protein binding; RNA binding; zinc ion binding. NCBI's taxonomy places the organism in Eukaryota, Viridiplantae, Streptophyta, Magnoliopsida, Malvales, Malvaceae. Gene Ontology annotation, biological process: RNA modification. The transcript has a single exon.